CUCUUCGUAUCGGGCAGUGCAAAGAUCGUGUCUCCCAUGGCCGGCAGGUACAAGGAUAACCUCUUUUGUGGCGGCAAGUGCAAAGUUCACCUGUCCGGGUUGUCAGGUUGGCAACCCAAAGCGCUACUCUAGUUCACAGAGAGAUCUCGUUCUCCACGUGCGAAUCUGGUGUAUAAUGCGGAUUGUUUAUAAGAGCCAAAACUAUUCAAAUUAGGAAGAAAAAUAAAAAAUAAUAUUAUUAAAAAAGUCAGAGAACGAAAAUGUCUGAAAUUCAAGUAAAGAAUGAACCUUUGGACGCAUUAGAAUUGGAAAGCAGGAUAAUUCAGCUCUGUAAAGAUAAUGCAUCUGGAAUUACAGAUAAAUUAAUAAGAACGGAAAUGCCUCAUGCAGAUACUAGUCAAGUGGUAACAGCAAUUAAUAGGUUACUUUCACAGGAAAAAAUAGAAAUAUUGAAAAAAGGCAAACAGCUGUUAUAUAAGUUAAAAGAUCCAGAAGCAGCAAUAAAAGUGAAAGGUGCUGACACUGAAGAAAAAUUAAUCUACCAGAUAAUUGAAGAAGCUGGAAACAAAGGAAUAUGGAUAAGAGAUAUACGAUAUAAAAGUAAUCUAUUACUUACUCAAGUAAAUAAAAUUCUUCGGAAUUUAGAAAGUAAGAAGUUUAUUAAAGCUGUCAAAUCUGUUUCGGCUUCAAAGAAGAAAGUUUAUAUGCUAUAUAAUGUAGAACCAGAUCGUUCAGUUACGGGAGGUGCUUGGUAUAGUGAUCAAGAAUUUGAAUCUGAAUUUGUUGACAUAUUAAAUCAACAAUGUUAUAGGUAUUUGCAACAAAAGGUAAAUAAUGCAAAAUCACUAUGUAUGGAUCCUAUUUCUGAAAGAAAUGCAUCUUAUGUUUCAUCUAAAGAAGUUUUAGAAUAUAUUACCAAAUUAGGAAUUAGUAAGGUUGAACUGAAACUGGAUGAAAUAGAAAAUAUUCUAGAUUCACUUAUAUAUGAUGGCAAAGCAGAAAAAACAGUUGUAGCAGCCACUACUUCACACAACAAAAAUGGAAUGACAAAUCUUUACAGGUCAAUAGAUCCUUUAAUUCAGAGUACGGGAUUGAUGCGGAUACCUUGUAGCGUUUGUCCAGUAUUUGAAGACUGUCAUGAAGGAGGAGCAAUUUCACCUUCCACUUGUCAAUACAUGAAGGAUUGGUUAGAUUAUUGAUCAAACAUUUGAUGAAGAUUUUGUAAAUAUGUGAUUUGUAUGUUCUACUAAAAAUAAAUAGUCU
Molecule: messenger RNA, 1263 nt
Organism: Centruroides sculpturatus (bark scorpion)
Lineage: Eukaryota; Metazoa; Arthropoda; Arachnida; Scorpiones; Buthidae
Gene: Polr3F
Product: DNA-directed RNA polymerase III subunit RPC6-like
Exons: 10
Coding region: 261-1199 (312 amino acids)
Biological process (GO): transcription by RNA polymerase III
Cellular component (GO): RNA polymerase III complex
Source: RefSeq, a predicted model, not a curated record